AUGACGAACACCGAUGACCGCCGCUCGCUGUCCCCGGCUACACGCCGUAAUGGCACUCUGCAGUCCUGCGAGCCCUGCCGGCGGUCCAAGCAGCGAUGCGACCACGAACGACCUGUCUGCCGCAGAUGCGCCGCAAAGCGAAUCAACGACCAAUGUUUUUAUCACCCGGCUCCGAUGACUAGAAGAAGGCCUUCAGAUCAUGCCGUUCCGUCGCGGGCAUCGUCGAGCCUGCUCACCAGCCAGCCGGCCUCCAAUGCUUCAAGCCCUGGAUCAAUAGGUGGCAGCCGCUUGUAUGCACCUUUAGAGCCACCUUCUGCUCUUCCCGGUUAUCUGGGCUCGACGAGCUUUACAGCUGUUCUGACCGAACAUCGCAAUGAGAUCCCCCUGGAGCCUGAAGAAACCGCAGACACGUAUCCGGCUCCCUCGGUGGAUCCGGAUCGAGUCCAGUCCGGGGUAGAAGUGUUGCUGCUGCUAUACAAUCUUAGCUUCCGGCGGCAGUUGAUCGAUAGAUAUUACCGAAGCAGCUGGUGUGCGGUUGUGCCCAAGAUCAUGAUGGAUGCAAUCCUGGACUCGAUCUCGGAUAUUUUCGAUAGCUUCAACCCGAAUGAUCCAAAACCACAGCUGCAAGACCUAUCCACGCAGAUCUUUCAGAACUCUUCCAGAGCAAUGAAGACACAUCAGGCGAUGACUGUUCAAGAGUACUGCGCCUUGUUCACUGGUCCUAACUUCCGCUGGGAGGCUUUGGGCAACAUCUUGACCAUGUGUGGACAGCAGCUGGUGAUUACGCCGGACAACGAUCCCGAAUUCUCUCAGGAAUCCGAUGAUCCAGGCGCAAAGGACCGGCUUCUCGAGCAGGUGACUGUGACAAGUAGUGUUUGUCUGAGCUUCUGCGACCAGGCUUCUUCGGCCAAUGAAUUGCUUGCCUUUCUUCAGUAUGCCGACUUUAUGCUAAGAACGCAACAAUAUGGUGAUUCAAGCUAUCAAGCAUGGCGCCGAUUGGGCGAUUUGGUCGCCACGAUCUAUGCUUCUGGACUGCAUCUGGAUGGCGAAGGGCCCGACAACUGCCCCUUCUUCCUGCGCCAAUGGCGAAGAGGAUGUUUUAUCUCGGCUUUCUACAUGGAUAAAAUGAUGGCAACAUUUGUCGGCCGACCACCGUUAAUGAACUAUCGAUUCUGCACGCUAGCGUCUCCACUAGAUCUGAGUGAUGAGGUUCUCGUGGAGGGAGGAGAUGCCCUGACGAAGGCUAUCUCCGAACUUGACAGUGCCGGCUGGAACACCUCCGGUGCUCGGUGGAGAAUGAGCUCCGGGAGACUACGAUUCCAGCUCUCGGUUUACAGAGAGCAAACGCUGGAGAUUGCGUUAGGGACACUUGAGCCGCAUGACCUCAUUCGCAAAUCCAAGGAAAUCGAGGCAAGUGUGCGCGAUGUGUGGAAUGCAGCACCGGAUCAUCUCCGAUAUGAUCGUCGAAUGAACGAUGACUUCCACGAUGGCUGGCUGACCAUUGUUUAUAUUUACCUCAAUUAUCUCUACACCUGCUUUUUACUGGAGAGAUCCUUGAUCAAGCAUGCCGGUGCCAAGCAGGAUGCUCUCUGCGAUGUCUCCCGCAGAAUAUUGGCUAUCGUGAUCAGCAUCACCUCUGUUCGAAACCCGAUGGUCGACCUUGACAGACACUACUCGUGGAUUGCCCUCACAUACGGCCUCCCCACUGCCAGCGUUCUUUUACUCGAGCUCUUGCAUCAGUCGCAUCAACCGGGUCCACAUUCCGUCGUUCUACCCCGAGCAGAGCUAAUCCGCAACCUGAGUGUCUUCAUCUCGCUCCUCUCUUGGGUAUCACGCCCCGGCCAUGGCAACUACCGUACAUGUCAAGAAGCCGAGAAGAACCUAUCUCGCAUUCUCGACCGACUGCUCGACCCACGGCCGGUGCACGCAGAGACAGUGAACGAUGUGACGUCCGACCUGUCCAGUUUCUUGAACUGGUCGAAUUACAACACGUGGGAUUUCAACUCAGAGUACUUCCCCGCAGAGGGAGGGUUUGCACCUUGA
Messenger RNA from Penicillium cinerascens, 2043 nucleotides. Its product is annotated as putative C6 transcription factor. Gene Ontology annotation, cellular component: nucleus. The transcript has 5 exons. The coding region runs from base 1 to 2043 and encodes 680 amino acids. Gene Ontology annotation, biological process: regulation of DNA-templated transcription; DNA-templated transcription. The record is from RefSeq and is a predicted model, not a curated record. Gene Ontology annotation, molecular function: DNA-binding transcription factor activity, RNA polymerase II-specific; DNA binding; zinc ion binding. NCBI's taxonomy places the organism in Eukaryota, Fungi, Ascomycota, Eurotiomycetes, Eurotiales, Aspergillaceae.